UACAGUUUCGGUAACUUUAAGAAUUUAAAGAAGGUUCUGAGUAAAAAAAUCUAAAUGCCGGCCGGUUGUCUCGCACGUGUAAGUUUUAAUAAUAACGUAAUUUAAAACAGGAUGUGUUCAAAAAUGGCGGGUUUUUGUGACAUCGCCGGUGCUGCCCGGCGAUUGGUGGCGUUUGUGAAAUAAUUGUGUGUCAUGCGCACAUAAAGUUUGGUUAGCAGUUGCGCGGGUGAUUCCUCGUGUGACCGGCCAUAUUGCGUUGAAUGAGUGCGUGAAAACAUAGGGCUAAGUAGCCAUAAACAAAUCUUCCAACAUCCCUUCGUUGCGAAGAAAUAAUCCGUAAAUUCCAUGAUGGAGAAUUCUUACGGAAUCGGCGUUGCCAACAGGUACGCACUAUUUUUGGAUGAUGAAUCUGAUCCACUAGAAACGCUCAACCUUAAAGAACAAGAAAAGGAACUGAAAAAGAAGAGUAAAGUCGCCGAGAAGGAGAAUAAGGGGAAAACGGAGCCGGCCAAGGGAAAACCGGCGAACGUCCAAAAAAAAACCAACAAAGAAAACACCAUUCAUAAAGUCCAAGAAAACAAACGUGAUGACGCCAAACCCAACCAUCAAAGGUCGAACGUUGAUGGAAAACCGGAACGAAACUACAACAAGUUCAAUAACGAAAAUCGCGAGGAACGCAAUAACAGGAGAAACCGGGAAGAUAGGACUUACAACGGACCAACGGAGAAUCGGGAUAGAGAGGAAAGACCUCGAAGGGAGAAUAUUGGCGAGAAUUUCGAAAAUCGUAAUCGUGACCGUGGCGAACGUGGAGGGCGAGCGUUAGGGAAUAAACCGGCUGGACCUCGAGGUCCUAGACGCCCUUUUGAUGACAGGCGAGGUAAAAGGGAGUUCGACAGGCAGAGCGGAUCAGACAAGACCCAUGGUUACAGAGGAGUUAAACCCAUCGACAAACGUGACGGAGCUGGCGCUCAUAAUUGGGGUUCUCACAAAGACGUUAUCGAGGAAGCUGAUAAGACUAACGACGCGGAACAGAGUUGGAACGAAAACGACAGACCUGAAACGAAUAUUACAGUGGAAACGAAAGAGGAAGUCGAAAAUAAUGAAACUCCCGUCGAAGAAGAACCCAAGGAACUUACUCUGGACGAAUGGAAGGCUCAACGCGCUGGUCGCAUGAAGCCGCAAUACAACAUUAGGAAGGCCGGAGAAGGAGAAGACCCAAGCCAAUGGAAGAAGAUGUACGAAUUACGAAAAAAGGAAAAUGAAACCAACAUAAAAUCUGAAUUCUACCAGGAGUCUGAGGAAGAGGAAUACGACGCUACUGAAUACCCUCAACGCGUCGGCCGGCAGAAACAUGUUUUAGAUAUCGACAUUCAGUUUAAUGACAACAGGCGCGGUGGCGGGCGUGGAAGAGGUCAAAGGUCUGGUAUAAGAGGAGGGAAUCGUACGAAUCAACGCGGCGCAGGAGGAAACGGUGGUGGUGGUCCGGGCAUCGAAAGACCAGAGAGACGUUAUCGUGAGGAACCGGCUGAUGAAAGACCAGAGAACCGUCGAGCACCUAAAGUCGAUGACGAACGUGAUUUUCCUUCGUUGGGUUAAUCGUUCGCAGUCAAGUCAAUUGUUUUUAGUUUACAAUUGGCGUGUAUAGUUUUUGCUGUUGCAAACACUGUACAUUUAAAACUUUUCAAAUACUUUGUUAUAUUGGUACAAAACGUUCAAUACCCUGAAAAAAUGUCAAACUGGUUUCUAGAAUUCUUUAGGUGGUUUUUGAUUCAUAUAUUUCAGUGUCAACUGUGAGCCCAAGAGGGUGAUGGUUUACUAGUCAGUGUUCUACUGCAUUGUUAACUUUUUAUAUGAUGUAUUUGGCUGCUCACUUGGAUUUUUUUUAUAUAUUCAUUUGUAGUAUUUAUGAUGUACCAUUAACUGGUAUAAUUUAGAUUACAUCUAAUAAGAUUUAUGUAAACUGAUGACAUGCUGUCUGUGUAAAACAACGCGUAAACAGGGUGUCAUCAGUUUCAUGAGAUUUGCAGUUUACUGCUUGUUUAAAGUAAUCAAGCGUUUAGUUUUUAAACUCUUGGUUAGUUCUCGUCGUUUGUAAAUUAUUGUUUUUAAAUGACUGACAUUUUGCGAUAUACACCAGGGUUCUUAAAAAGUACUUCAAAAUUUUUUUAUUUUAGUAGUUUUGUUAAUUUGUAGCCUUACUUUUUAAUACUGGUGUUCCUUAAUAUUAGCUGUAAAUACGAGAAACAUGACCAUACAAUAAAUGUGUAUAAAGAUGGUCUUGCGCGAGGGUAUGUAAUUGUAUAUUCGGUAAUGUCUUAUGUGCCGAGUUAUUUUAAUACACUAUUUUUUACUUGGAACAUUUUAGUGAUUAUUGUUAAGGAUAAGGUUCUGUUUGCCAAUAAGAUCUUAUCCCUUGGUGCUAAAGGCUUACAACAUACCCUUCUCCUCUUUUUUAAGUAAGUGGCUUAACGCAAGAAACAGGAUAAUUACAGUUUACUCAUCGUGAAUUUUAAUUACUCUGUUUUUUUUUUCAACACCGUCAGAUGUAUGAUUGAUCUUGUUAAGUUUUUUAUUUUUUGUGUAGUCGAAUUAUGUUAAUUAAUUUACGUAUUCAUAUUGAUUUUUUGCAAUAACAAUAGUUCAUGCUUGACUUGGUGAAUAUUUUUUUGGUAUUGUGUGAGAAGUUUAUUUAAGUUCAUUGCAGUCAUUCUAAUUCUUUUGUAUUUUUUUCAAUACAAAUUUGUAACAAUUGUGUGAGUCUCAGUUGGUUAUACGUCGUGUUUUAAAGACUUUGCAUGGGAUAUCACAGAGUACUGAAUACAGCGAUUAUUGAUUAAAAUUUGCACUAAAUAGCGACUGUAUCAUACAAAAUAAAUACAAUCAGUGGUUUAUAUAUAGAAAUGCUAAUAAAACUGUGUUUUAUUGAA
Zophobas morio is the source of this 2927-nucleotide messenger RNA. RefSeq names its product SERPINE1 mRNA-binding protein 1 (gene vig). The coding region runs from base 346 to 1596 and encodes 416 amino acids. NCBI's taxonomy places the organism in Eukaryota, Metazoa, Arthropoda, Insecta, Coleoptera, Tenebrionidae. Gene Ontology annotation, molecular function: RNA binding. The transcript has 8 exons. The record is from RefSeq and is a predicted model, not a curated record. Gene Ontology annotation, cellular component: nucleus; cytoplasm.